Molecule: messenger RNA, 2058 nt
Organism: Caenorhabditis bovis
Lineage: Eukaryota; Metazoa; Nematoda; Chromadorea; Rhabditida; Rhabditidae
Source: the annotation of a GenBank genome assembly
AUGGCUCUAGCAAAGAGUCUCUCUCUCAGCGAUCUUUCCGAGAUUCGCAUUUCUUGUGCCAAACCAUUUUCGCGUAUGCAAGAUUCCGACACCGUCAAGGGAUCCCAAUUGAAGACUCUUCAAUCCGCGUGCGUGACUGACUUCGAGGUCACACACGGAGUUAUGAGAUCUCUUGCCGAAAGAGCUGAAAACCGCAUCAAAGGCUUUGCCGAGAUUCCGAGAAUCAAUACGGUAACAGCCUCGAUGCGGCCAAGCUCGCAAGUCCCAAUUUUUGGUGGUUCACCAAACGAUACCUUCUCCGCAUUUUUGCGAUCCUUCAAUGAUCAUGCUAAUACAGCAAAACCUCCUUUGGGAGACCUCGAAAAGAGGAAUAUUUUCUUGACUUAUUUGACAGACGCAGCCAGAGACCGUGCAGAGGAGUUCCUGGAGCAAGAGAGCGAAGCCUCGUUCGCAACCUUGGUUAACCAUCUAAAGGUAAAAUACGAAGAUCCGGUAAGAGCAGAACUUUCGCGCCAGCAACUCCGAACAACGAACCAGCUUCCGGGCGAGUCCGUAGAUGAGUUUGCAGCUAAGGUCAGAAAACUCGCAAAUUCGUCGUACCUCGGAUACUCGCGUGAAUAUAUCAAGGCCAAAACCUUAGAAGCGUUUUUGGACGGGCUCAAAUACGACAUAAAAUUCCACGUUAAGGCCAGUAACCCAAGAACCUUCGAGGACGCCCUCAAUUCCGCAGUGAGAAACACCCCACGGCAAGUGAAAUGCUAUUUCUGCGGACGUCUCGGACAUAUGAUGGCCAAUUGCUUCAAGAAAAACCGUCAAUUUGGCCGCAUCGACCCAAUUGAUAAUCACCAGAUCAGAAACCGGAAUCAGCCGAUCUUUGGGAACCCAGGAAGACGGACAAACAACUAUGAAGGUAACUCAUCAGACGUACGUAAUUUCCAGCCUGACACGACCGCUGACGAUACAGUAAGAGAAUUACGCGCUCAAGUCGAAGCGUUGACCAUGCGCAACAACCAACUAACGAACAACAUGACGCCCAGAGUUAACACGGGUUCAGCCGACAAAUUAACAAAAAUCGUAAGCCGCAACGCUUUCUCAACCAGCGGCAGCACAAAAGCCAACGAGAUUAGCGAAGUCAUCAGCGCCUACGAGCAAUGGCUUGACCUCGGUCACCGAUUGUUCCAAGCCUGGACCGCUAUAGUUUGCACAUUUGUCACCCUUUAUGCAAUCUUCCUCGUCGUAGCCAUAUUCAUCAAGCAACAGGCCGAAGCGCUGCCAUUCAGCGUUUUCCAUCGUUUUGGCAAAAAGACGGCUAAUCCACCCUCCGAAGUCAUCUUCGACUAUUCGGACCUAUUGCCGGCAACAACUACAAUAGCUACCUUCCACUCUCCGCAAGCCCUAUUGGCACAAGUCAAAACAAAAGAAAAGAUACCCCUCGAUCUCGCCGACGAGCAGGACAAGGACGACGACUUACCUCUUCCGACCACGAAUGAAACAUCGACGGAAUCAUUCGCCAAUUCUCUGGCGACGAUCAUACGGGAAGCCUGGACAAACGCGGCAGAUCACGCUCUAAAAGCUCAAGAAAAGUUCCAGUCGUCCUACGACGCGUCAGCAAGGCCAAACCCGAUCCAAAUCGGCGACCGGGUAACGAUGAAAGAUUUUUCAGCCAAAGCAAACUUGUCAAGGAAACUAGUACUCCCGUGGAAAGGACAGUUCCGCGUGGUCGAAAUCAACCACCCCAAGGCCGUAGUUUGCGACAUAUCAAGACCGGACAAACCGAACCGCACCGUCCAUUUGAACCAGAUAAAGAAGGUAUACACCAUUACAGGACCGGCGGCGACAACCUCAUGGGAAGAAAACCCCGAAGCACCAGACAUAAGCGAUUCCACCGAUCAAGCUGACAACGUCGACACCGACGAAAAUUUAGCUAGGACGGAGUCCCCAAAACUAAUUGAUAACUCCGAAACACACGUUCCGGAGAACUCGGCGAACGCUGAAUCCUUAAACCGGAGAUACAACCUAAGGAAAUCAUUAAAACCACCAUCAAGACUCUCUUUCUAA